AUGCCACACAAAGCCUCUCGGCUUCUCCCAGAGGCGCUUAUCACAGAAUUCACAACUCAAGGGCCCUCACUGCGGCGCCUCCCCUACGAAGGUUCAUUUGCACCAACGAACGGGAGCAGCAACAGCAGUAGUAGCAGCUCUUCUUUCCGGAGCAGAUCAAAUAGCAGCCGCAGCUGCUGUAUUGGCGGCACCAGUAGUUGCAGCAGCAACCGUAGAGACGGCAACCUCAAUUCAUAUGGCAACAGCAGCAACAGCAGACCUAGCGGCACCAGCAACGGCCCAGAUGGUUCGGCUAGUGCCUUGUAUAUAAGGCGAUUUGCCGGUGGUUUCUGUAGCAAGAAUGCCGCAGAUCUUUGGGUCCUCCGCCCCUUCCGGUUAAGGUCCUCUUGCGCCACUCUGGAGUGUUUAGGGCUUCGACAGUUGCCUUAUGCUCCCUUUAAAGCUUGCAUCGCCUCUCCUUUGUCUCUGCAUUCGCCGUUGCGGUCCCUGUGUGCUGCUGCUGUUGCCGCGGGGGCUGAGCAGAAGCAGCACAUAGGAUGCGAGGAACAGUGGGUCGGGCAGCAGCAGGGGACAGCCGCCAAAGAGACGGCAGGAGCACACGCCCCGGUUUUUGCUGCUGCUCGCAGCAGUAACGCAUGCAUUCUCUUGAAACCCUCUGAAACAACACCGGGAGGCAUUCAAAGGCGUCGUUUGGUUCGUCUUGGGCAUCCGUGGAUCUUCGACUUCGAAGUUGAAAACAUCAAAUAUUUCAGCAAGUUGCAAACAGGAAAAUUGUUGCCUGUCUAUGACGACGAUGGAACGUACCUUGGCUCUGGUCUUUUCAGCAGACAGGCGUCAGUGGCAGUCCGAAUGGUUACUCGUAGCACCAACAGCAGCAACGGCCGCAAUGGCAGCAGCAGCAGUCGCAGCAGCGCCGUCGACGCUCCGAGUGAAGGCCGCACUAGCGAGCUUUUGUGCGACCGCUUUCGUGCUGCACUCCAACAGCGACGCCUGCGUUAUGCACGGCAGUCGAGACCUGUAGACAGCACCAACGUUGGCAGCAGCACUCACAGUAGCAGCACUAGGAACGGCAACAGCACAGGGUUGCCGAAUGUAUGGCGCGCGGUGGAUGGGGAGGCAGAUGGACUUCCAGGGGUUGAACUCGAUGUCUAUGAAUCGGCUGCAGUGCUCCGGCUGUCUUCCCAGUCGAUGUUGCCAUAUAAGGACGCCUUUGUUGAUUUGAUAAAGGAGGCAGUUGACCCAAGUACUCUUUCUUUGCAGACCCUCAAGUCAAAGAAGGAAAAAUGUGCACAAGGAGGGGCGGAGUACGUCAGCGAACUUGUGGUGGGAUCGGAUCCCAUCGCUUGGAUUUCUGCUUGGGGUCUGUCUCAGCCGACUGUGCAUACACUCAACGAGAAGGCAGCAGCUGCAAACGACCUCUCCUCGGCUGUCUCCUGCAUUCACACCGAAGAUGUUCUCCAAGAGAUGGCAAACUUCAAGGCCUCUGCACUCAGGUUCCGCGGGGUGUACGUACACCUGAACCCCAAUGUGCUCUUCUCUGCUGCCGAACGAGGCGGGCAGUUUGGACGUUGGUUCCGGCCGUCUUUACGUGGCAUUGAGUCACAGUGGACUGCAGCAGCAUCACUUGUGGAGAGCGGCGGCUUAUUAGCAACUUCGCUGCUGCUGCCUCCACACCUUAACUCUUGGGCAGUGCGCAGUCUCUGUCGAGCUGCAGAGACUGCCGGGAAAAAGCCUUCGCUAAUCUUCGCAAGCGUUGCCUCUCCUGACUCAAGGUGA
This is a messenger RNA of Eimeria maxima, 1776 nucleotides long. RefSeq lists its product as hypothetical. The coding region runs from base 1 to 1776 and encodes 591 amino acids. NCBI's taxonomy places the organism in Eukaryota, Apicomplexa, Conoidasida, Eucoccidiorida, Eimeriidae. Gene Ontology annotation, molecular function: RNA binding. The record is from RefSeq and is a predicted model, not a curated record. The transcript is spliced from 6 exons.